AUGAAGUUCACCACUUCCUCCCUUGCCCUGCUGGCUGCCACCGGCGCCCAGGCUCACUACAACUUCCCCAAGAGCGACUACGAAGGCACCCUCUCAGCCGACUGGACCACCGUCCGCAAGACCGACAACUACAACUCCCACGGCCCCGUGCAGGACGUCAGCAGCGACCUCAUCCGGUGCUACCAGUCGUCCUUCGCCGCCGCCGCCGACACCGUCGCCGUCAAGGCCGGCUCCGACUUCACCUUCACUGUCGACCCGGAUAUCCAGCACCCCGGCCCGCUCCAGUUCUACCUCGCCAAGGUUCCCGAGGGCCAGACGGCUGCUACCUUUGACGGCAGCGGUGAUGUGUGGUUCAAGAUUUACCAGGAUGGCCCGUCCGGCUUGGGUACGGAUACUAUCACCUGGCCUAGCUCUGGCGCCGCCGAAGUAACAGUGACCAUCCCCUCCUGCGUCGCCGACGGCGACUACCUCCUGCGCGUCGAGCACAUCGCGCUGCACAGCGCCAGCCAAGUCGGCGGGGCUCAGUUCUAUCUCGCCUGCGCGCAGCUUUCCAUCUCUGGCGGCUCGGGCACCCUCGACACCUCCUCGGCGGUCUCUUUCCCCGGCGCGUACUCCGCCCAGGACCCCGGUAUUCUGUUCCAGCUUUAUUACCCCGUGCCCACGGAGUACAUUAACCCUGGUCCGGCCGUCGUUAGCUGCUAG
This is a messenger RNA of Dichotomopilus funicola, 702 nucleotides long. RefSeq names its product glycoside hydrolase. The record is from RefSeq and is a predicted model, not a curated record. Lineage: Eukaryota; Fungi; Ascomycota; Sordariomycetes; Sordariales; Chaetomiaceae. The coding region runs from base 1 to 702 and encodes 233 amino acids. The transcript has 3 exons.